UAUCCGUCUCUUUAUUUUGUAUUCUAAGCCCUGCCAAACGGGCCAUAAAAACUUUCGUGCUCAAUUGCGUUUAUUUUGUCUCUAUCCCAGCCCAUUUGGGGUAUAAAGGUCAAUUUGUACAACACCUCAUAGUCUAAUGUCCAAAUAGUAUUAAAUGUGUAGCAAUCUUUUAGAGCACAUGCCCUCACAAUCAUCUAAUUUGACAGCUUUUGUAGAUAACCAGCCAUAGUUUUUAAGCAACUUUUUUCUACAAAACCAUAUAAAAGUUUAUCAAUUCAAGAACCCCAACUGCCUUUUUUUUCCUUGUGAAUUUGUGGCAAAUAUGAAUCUCAUUGGUGAAUCUUUAGAGCCCUUUUUGUUCAAAGAUGAAAAUCUUGAGCCUGGAGAAUUGAUGGAGGAAGGCUGGUUCUUUGGCAAUUUGCUUGACAGAAAAAAGAGGAUGUUAAGAAGUUAUUCUGAUCCUUGUACUUCCUUAAACACCACUUUCUCAGAAAAAUCAUACGAGGAAACGUACAAAUCGAUCGAGAAACUCUCGGUAGGGAUGGAAUUAGAUCAGCCUAGUUUGAUGAGGACACCAUCAAUGCCAGAAAAAGGAAGUGUUCAUCGAACGAAGAAAUCAAAUGGACAAGUUAAACGUGUCGAUUUGCUUCGUGCACCGUCUUUGCCAACUUGCUCUGGAGAAGAGGAAUUUCAAGAUGAAGAGAGUGAUUUUUCUAUGGGAAAGUUAAUUAGGCAAGCUUCUUUAAACCAUUCAGACAGAAAAACUCCCACAAAACCUGCUUCAAAGAGUUUGACAAAAAAAUCCAGCAUUACAAGGCAUUCUUCACAAAGAAAGCCAGAUAUCGAAACCAUUGACAUGGAGGGCUAUUCGGAGAUGAAACAGAAACACCUAAUUGAUCAGGCAAUGAAGAUGCAAAAGAGCAAUGAUAUACGAGGUUUUAGAGAUUCGAGGUUAAGUUACAACAAAAGAGACUCAAAUCCAAAUGUGCUAAAAACACUUGAAGAAUACGAAUAUUUUUCUGAGACGUGGCACGGAGAGAGCUCAGCCCCUCCAAUUCCAAAAUGGGUCGACAAAAGAUCGAACAAAGACAUGAAAGCGCAGAUUAAAUUUUGGGCUAGGGCCGUGGCAUCUAAUGUGCGCGCCGAGUGUUGAAACUUAGACCACCUUGGAUGGAUUAGCUUCACAAAAUAAGUACAAAGCACAUAUAUACUUGUAGGGAUGAGUUGAUCAGAUAGAAUUCUAGCUGUUGGCCAUUUGCAAACAUAUGAUCACUGUCACACAAUUUCUCUAACAUAUUGGGAAAUUCUGAAUAUUCUUUGCUAAACCAAUUUCAUGCUGAUUCUUUUUCCAUUUCAAAGGAUUCGAAGUUUAAAGUUUCCGAAUAAUCAUUUAGAAUUU
This is a messenger RNA of Olea europaea var. sylvestris, 1399 nucleotides long. RefSeq lists its product as uncharacterized. The transcript has 2 exons. NCBI's taxonomy places the organism in Eukaryota, Viridiplantae, Streptophyta, Magnoliopsida, Lamiales, Oleaceae. The coding region runs from base 323 to 1153 and encodes 276 amino acids. The record is from RefSeq and is a predicted model, not a curated record.